Molecule: messenger RNA, 782 nt
Organism: Momordica charantia (bitter melon)
Lineage: Eukaryota; Viridiplantae; Streptophyta; Magnoliopsida; Cucurbitales; Cucurbitaceae
Source: RefSeq, a predicted model, not a curated record
AUGGCCACUAUUGACGUCCUUCUCAUAAUGAAGCCAAUGUUUAGGAUCGGACGAUUAGAAACAUCCUUACAAUCUUUUAUAGCGGCGGAGUAUCGGACGGCGGUGGAUCUGCAGGAUCUGUUGCUCCGAUUGACUUUCGAUAACAUCUGUGGGCUGACGUUUGGGAAAGAUCCGGAAACGCUGUCGCCGGAGUUGGCCGGAAAUCCGUUCGCCAUGGCGUUUGAUACCGCCACCGAGGCCACUCUCCAGCGCCUUCUCUACCCUGGUCUCUUAUGGAGGUUGGAGAAACUUGUGGGGAUUGGAAAGGAGAGGAAGCUGAAGAAGAGUCUUUCAGUGGUAGAAAAUUACAUGAACGAUGCCAUCGCCGCCCGGAAAGAAUCUCCCUCCGACGACUUACUCUCACGCUUCAUGAAGAAACGCGACGCCGACGGCAACCACUUCUCCACCGCCGUCCUCCACCGCAUCGCCCUCAACUUCGUCCUCGCCGGUUUGGGGAAGGACUUGGCUUAUUUGCAAAUGAAAUCCGUCGCCUCCGCCGUCCUCCUCCGGUACCGGCUGUCGCCGGUUCCCGGUCACCGGGUCGAGCAGAAGAUGUCUCUCACUCUUUUCAUGAAGAACGGGCUCCACGUUUACUUGCAGCCACGUAAGCUCUAGGGGAGGGGUGUUUCCGUCAUUUCGCUCCGACCAAUAUUUGUCUGUUUUUUGUUAAAUUAAAACAGUAGGAAAAUUUGGUUCCCUUUUCUUAUACUGCACAGGCAAAUUUGUCAUUUCGUUCAUCGUUA